UUCACUUUCAUUACUGCAGAGUCAAUCCCCGGGUGUCAGACGGCAUCGUCGCUGGUGAUGGCAGAAGCUCUCUCUUCCCUCUCUGUGAGUCAUUACUCCUGCUCGUUGUGUCUGGAGGUCCUGAAGGAGCCGGCCACUCUCCCAUGUGGACACAACUACUGCCUGAAAUGUAUUAAUAAGCACUGGGAUCAGUUUGACAUUAAGGGGACCUGCAAGUGCCCUCGGUGUGAAAUGGAGUUUCACCCAAGACCACAGCUUUACAAGAAUACGACUCUUUCAGAUCUGAUGGAAAAGAUAAAGGAACAUGGAGUCAGAAGAACUCCAUCUAAGAGAAAACAGAAAGCUUCAAUGACCUUAAUGGCUUCCAACAUUAAGAGUCACCUGCAGCAUCCUGGGGAGUCUGCAGCCCCCAAGAGACGCAAACUGGAGGAGUCGACUGGAAAUCUCAAAGAGAACUUCUGCUCAAAGCACCAGAGAGUCCUGGAAAUGUUCUGUAGGACCGACAAGGUGUUUGUCUGCUCAGAGUGUGUGGUAACUGAACACAGCGGUCAUGACACCAAGACGCUCAAUGAGGAGAGAGCUGAGAGAAAGAGUCAGCUUGAGAGCACAACAAAAGAAGUGAAAAAGAGACUCCAGGACAAAAUGAAGAGAGUGGAGAAACUGAAGGAGACUUCAGCGAGUAUCAAGAUUUCUGCAGAAGAAGAGGUGCAGGAACACCAGAAAACCUUCAAGUCUGCAAUUCAGUCCAUUGAGAGACUGAAGUUAGUUGUGAUCGACAUGAUCAGAAAUCAAAAGCGGAAGAAAGUGCGACAGGAAGAAGAGCUCAUUAAGAGACUGGAGAAGGAGAUCAGGGAGCUGAAGAGGAGAGACGCUGAGCUGGCCGAACUUUCACAGACAGACAACCACAUCUACUUCUUAAAGAAACUUCCAUCUCUCAGUCUCCCUCCUGAAGAUGACAGCUCACCUGAGGAUGCUGGUAAUGGAGAUUUCCUUCCUGACUCUAAGAGGAAGAAUCUUACCGUUCUGAAGGAAAGACUGGAGGAGAUCAACAGCUGGAAGUUUGUGAAGACCAGUAAGACCGGGGCUGUUGUUUCAGGGGAUGUCCUGAAGAACCUGAGAAGUAGAAACAACUUUUUAAAAUACUUCCGGCCUCUCACUCUGGACCCCAACACGGCACACAAACACCUGCACCUGUCUGAAAGGAAAAAGAAGGUGACCCAAGAGGAAAAAGAGAGCCGAUAUCAUGAUCAUCCUGACAGAUUUGACUACUGGCAGCAAGUCUUGUGCCGAGAGGAGCUGAAAGGGACUCGUUUUUACUGGGAGGUCGAGUGGAGUGGGAAAAAUGUUGAGAUUGGAGUCACAUAUAAGGGAAUCAGCAGGAAAGGAGUGGGUGAUGAGUGUGUCCUCGGAUUCAAUGACAAGUCCUGGAAUUUGAGUUGCUCUUAUUGCUCCUGCUCUGCAUGGCACAAUAAGAAGGAGACUCAAAUCAAUGCCCCCUUUAGUCACAGAAUUGGUGUGUUUCUGGACUAUUCUGCUGGCUCGCUGUCCUUUUAUAGCGUCUCAGAUUCAAUGACCCUCCUGUACAGGUUCAGCGCCUCCUUCACCGAGUCACUCUAUCCAGCUUUCCGUCUUGGAUCUGAAUCCUUUGUAGCCAUCUGCCCUCCAAACCAGUCCAGCUGCUAUCAUCUGUAGGUCACUUCAUGUCUUCUGUCACACAGGCUGUCUCACAACUUUAGAGUCAUUAAGAAACUUCCACGGACCGUGUCAGAGAGGUUUUGUCACUUCAUUCCUGGUACUUGACUCACACUCCUGCUCGCUGACCUGCCAUUUCUUCUGCUGGGUUGCCCCUGAGAUGACCAGACUUGACUUUCAUUUAGUGGACAUCAGAGGGAAACCCCCUGACCAUUAGUUGAUUUCCCUUUUCUCUCAGUUUAUGUUCAGUUUUCUCAAUGGCCAUUGGUGCUCUAUUGAUACUUUAAAAAUUCAAACUCAAUAAGGACAUGGGACUUCCUGUCACUCAGCAUGAGAAAUUCUACUUUUGUCUGUAAAUAGUAAAUAUGGAAUUAUUUUAAUCCUGUCCUGCCCUUUACCAUUACUGCCACACAGCUUCAGGACACUUAGUUCAAUGUUCAUGUUCUCCUGAUGUCCAUAUCCUGCUUUCUCUGAUUCCUCCAGUCUCCCUCUUAGAUCAAAGUGCAACACGCUUUUGGAAAAUUGCUGCCACAAAAUUAGUAUUUAAUGGGCACGAGCAGGAGUGUCAUGAGCUGGCAUCCUAACCAGUGUUUGUUCCUGCAUUGUGACCAGGACAGACCGAUGCUCCUCACAACACCGUGAUUUGGAUGACCACCCCACCCUUUUCAUAUCUUCUCUUCACUUUUGUUGCUGGACACAAAAAGGUGGUGACCACCAUUGUAUCAGCAGCUUUGACCUCAGCAGAUGGACAGAUGCACCACAUCUGUGUCUUUCAAUGUUUAUGAUAACUGGGACAUUUUUGGGUUUAGAAUCUCUUUGUGGACCUUUGAUGGUCUCCCUUUGGAGUUUCAAGUGGCUCGAUUGAAUAACGUUUUAUUGAGGGGCAGGGAAGGUCCAACUUGGAACUUUGAGCAGCUCGAUCAGUUAACAAUUAAUAGAAGAGUGAAUUGCUUCGAGAUUCACUAAAAGAAGAGCUCAGCAGAGUGCCGACAUUUCAUAGUCAGCUUUAUGUGGACCUCCAAUAGGCAAUAACAGCGUUUAUAUACACGCCAUAACAGACUGGCCUAAAGUAGACCGGCGUUUGGGAAACACUGCACGAGACCACCUGACCUGACAGAGACUUCCAAAUCCCAUAAUGACAUGUGGCGUUUAUUGGGAGAUGUUGCAAGGACUGUGUUUUUGAGUCCUUCAUAGUUUUUUGUCUUUUAAAUCAUUCAAUACUUGGUCUUUGUCAUGUGAUGGGUUGUGUUAUUCAUUUCUUAUUCUAUAUUGUUCAUUGUUUGUCAUGAUCGUUUAAGGGGUUUUCUGAGAUUUUUCUUUUCAUUCUCCAAAUCGUUAUGGAGUUAUGUUAUUUUUUAGUCUGCUUUCGCCACCGUUUCGAGUUCCUAUGGCUGCUGCUGUUGUUUUGCUAGGCCAGCGUCCAGUGUUGUCAGGGGCAGGGCCUCAAAGGUCAUGACCCAUUGGUAAUCAGGUUCAAAGGUCGACUGUAUCCAAUCCGAUCUGCGUAUCCAAAUCCUUUCCAAGUCUUUCGUUAAAUUCUCUCUUGUUGUUUUUGCAGGGCUGGCCUUGUGCUUCGUCUUUUGUCGUCGAGUUUGCCGCUCGUUUUUGCUCAAUUUUAGUUCCAUUGAUCUCCCAGCUUUGACCCUUUUUGUUUGAUCACCGUCUUGUGAUUUCUCAAUUAAAAUACUCCAGUUAGUGUACUGACGGUACGGUUUUUUGUUGCCCUGUUCCUUUCCUCAGGUUCAUUCAAUGAGGGUCUUUGGGUGUUGCCCCCGUUAUGCGCUUGCUGCUGCUCUUUGGCUCCCUUCUUGUAAAUUCGUUUCUGAUGGUCUUUUUCCCACCAUUUUUUACUUUCAUCAUUUCACUUGUGACGUUUGGUUUUUUCAAAUAUUGGAUUGUUAUUUUAUAUUUUGUCUUUCUUUCUUUUUCUAGGAUUUUUGUUGCUUAGUAUUUCUUUUUUUUAAUUUAAAUCUCUUACUGUGUAUUUCAUGUAAUAUUCCUAAUGUUCUAUGUAACUUUGGAAAUGCUGGCUCCUUUGCUA
This is a messenger RNA of Polypterus senegalus (gray bichir), 3733 nucleotides long. RefSeq names its product tripartite motif-containing protein 16-like protein. Gene Ontology annotation, molecular function: zinc ion binding; protein binding. NCBI's taxonomy places the organism in Eukaryota, Metazoa, Chordata, Cladistia, Polypteriformes, Polypteridae. The record is from RefSeq and is a predicted model, not a curated record. Bases 58 to 1692 code for a protein of 544 amino acids. The transcript has 6 exons.